Molecule: messenger RNA, 1182 nt
Organism: Pichia membranifaciens NRRL Y-2026
Lineage: Eukaryota; Fungi; Ascomycota; Pichiomycetes; Pichiales; Pichiaceae
Exons: 1
Coding region: 1-1182 (393 amino acids)
Source: RefSeq, a predicted model, not a curated record
AUGUUUUACGAGUUCUCGAUCCAGUACGACGAUCCGGUGAUACUGGUGCUGGACAAGACGCCGUUGUCAGACAUACUCUAUUUCAAAGUCAACCACGCCUACCCGAACUGGAUCCCACCUCACUACCUUAGGAUGGUGGACGACAGCAAGAGUGGUGGCAACAGCAAUACGGAGAGCAACAGCCUUGACAGUGACUGUGACAGCGACAAGAGACGAAAACCGACGAAGCUAGAGACAUCGCUACCGGCGCAGCAGACACCAGAAAGCUUCUUCACAUUCCCCUUUUUUGGAAGCAGGGGCCCUGAUCACGACGGAGGAAAAGACCCUGCAGCAAACUUGUCCCUUGAAUUUCGCCGAUAUGUACACCUGGCCCACACUUUUCUCGACUCGUACCUGCCAUCCGACGUGAUCAACUCCCCGCAGGACUCGGUGGCGGCGUCCGCAAUCAGGGUGUUGUCCCCGCUUGUUCCGCAGGGGAACUGGACGACAGGGGCAAACCCACCAGCACCUAACGAGUUCUUCUACCGACAUUUUCCCAAAGUGUCGCCGGACUUUGACAACGACUAUCACACGAGAAAUCCAGGAGUUUUCUGGGGCUGGUUCUAUCUCACCCGUUGGCUUCCAGAGCUUAUCCAGAAGGUGAUGUUUCCCUUGAACGACGUCGUCUACGACAGCAAGAUCGAGCAGAUGGCUAAGGGCGAUGCCAAUGCUGAAGCAAGCGACUCCCUGCACGAAAAAGCCUCCCAGUACAUACCCAAGGCCCGGAAGCUAACGGGAAGACAGACACCCACUCUUCUUGAGUGCCAGUUGUGCAGCAAGUUCCAGGGAUUCAUGCUCUGGAACCGACAGCAUGAUUGGUUCUGCGUAUACAAGGACAAACUCCCUAGUUUGAUUGGCAACGAUGCUACGAAAAUCACGAAAGCUCAACUUGACGACGAAAACUUCAGACGUAACCAUGUUCCACAAGAUAACGAUGGUAAGCGAUACUUUACCUCUUUCAACGACUUUAUAGAGUGGAACACGGAAUACACAAAAAAGCUGAUUGAGUUGGAGAGAAAGGCAUAUGGCGCAAAGGAUAUGGAUGAAAUGACCGCAGUAGAAGCAGAGAUAUAUGAGCUGAAGACCCUCAGAAAAAGGCGUGACAAGAUCACCGCUGAUCACAUAGUUAGCGUGAAGGGCUAA